AUGAAGAAGAAGAAUAAGGAAAAUUGUGACGCCUUCACGUACGAGUAUGAAGUUGAUUCUCAUAGUCGACUGAUGCAUUUAUUUUGGUGUGAUCCUAUUGCUAAAAAGAAUUUCAUGCAAUUUGGUGACAUUGUCUCGUUUGACACUACAUACUCAAGUAAUAGAUGGUGUAUGUGGCACAUCAUGGCAAAAGUAGCUGAAAAGGUUCCUAAGUCACUUCUAGGUAAUUCUGAAUUUAAAAAUGAUUUGAAUUCAUGCGUUUGGUCUGAGUUGAUUGAACCCACCGAGUUUGAAGACAAGUGGAAGACUGUUAUGGAGACAUAUGAACUUGAAGGCACUGAAUGUUUUUUCAAGAGGUAUACUCAGUCCAGGGCUAACCUUGUUGUGUUUUUAAUGAAUUUCAACAAUGCUGUUGAUGCCCUACGAAACCACUCCGCAAAGCUGGAUUAUAUGGAUUCUAAUACUACCGCAAAGAUGAAAACAGAGUGGUCUCUUGAGAAGCAUGCAUCUACAAUAUUCACAGAUGGUGCAUUCAAGGAAAUUCAAGAACGAAUACUGGAGGCCUAUAACCACUGCAGUCUUGUAUCAAUAUCAAAUGAUUCAAGUCCAGAGGUUUACAAGGUUUUAGAUCAUUUUUCAAACACAUGGACUGUCACAUUCUCUGUGGAGGAUUCUGUGUGGCAAUGUGGUUGUAAGAUGUUUUCUAGGACUGGUCUUGUAUGCUGCCACAUCUUCCUUGUGUUGAAGAACAAAAAGAUGUGCUUGAUUCCCGAGAAUCUGAUUGGAGGUCGAUGGUUGAAAUCUCCUCUGGUUAAGGCUGAUCAUGCCGUCCAAUGCCAAGAUGUAGCAACACAUGUUUAUGUUGAUGAGAAGAAGGCACAAGCAAUUUUGUUGGGAGAUAUGUUGGGUCUAUACCAGACUGUAUCUGUCGAUAUUGAUCAAAUUCAUGAGCUGACAUCUAUAGUUCGUGAAGCAAGACAACAGAUUUUUGCCGACGACGUAGUAACGUCUACAGCCUAG
This is a messenger RNA of Salvia splendens (bonfire salvia), 1020 nucleotides long. RefSeq names its product protein FAR1-RELATED SEQUENCE 5-like. Gene Ontology annotation, molecular function: zinc ion binding. The record is from RefSeq and is a predicted model, not a curated record. The transcript is spliced from 3 exons. The coding region runs from base 1 to 1020 and encodes 339 amino acids. NCBI's taxonomy places the organism in Eukaryota, Viridiplantae, Streptophyta, Magnoliopsida, Lamiales, Lamiaceae.